Folsomia candida is the source of this 4198-nucleotide messenger RNA. RefSeq lists its product as uncharacterized. The record is from RefSeq and is a predicted model, not a curated record. Bases 142 to 3936 code for a protein of 1264 amino acids. Gene Ontology annotation, biological process: protein secretion. The transcript is spliced from 5 exons. NCBI's taxonomy places the organism in Eukaryota, Metazoa, Arthropoda, Collembola, Entomobryomorpha, Isotomidae.
UUGAGUCCGCACGUUGUUUUUGCGGAGGAAGUGAAAGCUCAGCAGCAAAAUUCAAAACAUAGGGUUUCAUCAGUGACUGGAUUUGAAGGUGCUUCACUUUACGCAACCGUUGUCGCAUAAAUGAGCUGCUGAUGCCUCAUCAUGAUGGAUAAAAUUCUCGAAGCGUUAAAAUGUAUGUCUGCACCCUUUGACGGGACAAUUUCAGGCAUAGAAAGGCAAAAUUCCACUGAUGGACCAGAAUCCGUACUCUUGAGCAUUGUUUCCAAAUGUAAGGAAAUAGUAAUAGACGUGAAGCUGGAUGGUUGGAGUAAGAAUUUGAGGGAUAAUUGCGGACCACUGACUCCCAGUUGGGCAUUUACGUGCACUGCCCUCGACCUGCUCGUUCAAAUUGGACAUGACGUGAACGAAGCAGAAAUGAUGCAACCGGAAGAGGAGAAAAGCAUCGAGGUUCUUAGUAUCCAGGCCCAAGGUGAUAUUCAAAAGUGCGUCGAAUUUAUAGUCGGAUUUGGACUCCUCCCUUAUUUUCUCCCGAACGUUGGUGUCCCAGAGAAGGUGCGCAAAAGAAAUCGUGCGGCUUUUGACCUGUUCCUCGCCAGCGACAACAUACUUACUCCCUUGAUUAAGUUCCACCGACUGGCUCAAGUGGUCGAUGGCCUCCUCCAAAUUUCUACUAGCCAUCCUUCGUUUGCUUCCUUAAUUAUUCCAAAGCACGCAGCAGAUAUUCUAGCUGCUCUGCUACAAAUUUGCAAGUCGCCCAUUUCGAAACCUUCUCAGACAAAGCCAGGAUCUCUCUCGGAAUCGGAAUUUAAGUACGUGAUGACCUUACGAAACCGUUUUCACACUCAUUUAAAUGUCUUUUUGUCAUCGCAUAUUCCAAAAUCAAUACUCAUCAACUCCUUGUUCCUCAUUGGAGAGAAACCAAAGUUCAUGCGAGAAGCGUGCACCAAUCUCAUGCAAGAAAUUAUGAUUUCUCCGAAUAAUGGAGUCAUAAUAACGGCAUCAACUCUCCUCAACGAGUCUUCUGCGUCGAAUGUUUGGAGUCUCGCAAAAAUUGUUGCGAAUCUGUUGAGAAGCAGUUUACAAAGUGUUAGUGAAAGUCAUCUCUACAAGAAAAUCUUUCAAGACAUGUGCUGCCAGUGUGUGCAGAUGAUUCUGCCAACAAGUGCUGAAAGUUCAAAAACAACCAGAGGAGAAGGACGGAAGGAUGAGGACAUUUCAGUUAAACGAGCGAUACCAUCUUGUGAAAAUGAUGUUGCUGAUGCUGUUAAUAAUUCGAAUAUCAACGCCAACCUUCAAUCCCAGUGUUUGGGUACGAACAAAGAGCUGUGCCGGAUUGGUCUGUUCUGUUCCCUAGUGUUGAUGGACAUUGAUUGUCAGAUGAGCAAACUUUUCGUGUGGGAUCAUUUGUUCAAGCCUGUCUCAGACUUAUUGGGGCAAAGCCAAGACGAGCAGCGUUGUGAAGAAAUAAUAAUGAAACCUAUUAACAGGAAUGCACCUCCUCCUCCUCCUCAUUUUCCUCCUCGUGCAGAACAAUUGACUCGUGUAAAUGGAAACAUACUAAUCACUUGGGUCGACAUUGACAGAGUUAUUGCGGUCUCUGAGGUCGCUGAGGGAUUAUUGAGCUUAGUAGUUCCAACGGGGAUAUCCAUUCCGUUGCACGCGUUCCAGCCUUCGUGGUCGUUACUCUUUCAAGCCCUGGUGGCAUGCGAGAAAUACCUCGAGAGGAAAAUUCAGGAGCCCGAGGUGUCCCACUUGGCUCUAGUGUUGAGUAGCAAAUUGAAAAAUGUUUUUAUCCUCCUCUUUGAACUUGUGAGUGCUGGAGUUGGCGAUAAACUAGAUCUCCUUAGCAGUAGUACUACUAGCAAUACGACCAUUGACAGUGGUGGUAGUAAAUGCAAAACAACAACUCCACGACCCGGUGCCCAAAACAGUAAUAUUUCGCUCAAGUGUGCAAAAACCUUGGCUGAAUUUUGCAUGGAACUUCUUGUGAAUGAGCAGGCUGAUGUUAACAUCUUUCAGUUGAUGUCAAGUAGUAGUAGUAAUUGUGGUAGUAGUAGUGGUCAUGAUGGUGGGGAAAAAACUGGAACAACUGUAAAAAUAGGAGGACACGUGAGCAGAACUAACUAUGCAGAACCUUCGAAUACAACCACUACUAGUGAUGAUAAGAAGGACGACGACGGCCGAGCAUUUAGAGUUCUGGCAGAUGAAUGUGUAAUUUUGUGUUCCAUAUUCAAAGAUGAACGCCUGGCAAAUAUUAUAUCCCAGCUCUUUCGCCAACUUCUAAGCUAUGAGAAUGAGAAUAUUAAAGAGAGAACUCAAAGUAGUAGCCACGGGCAGAAGCAGGAAGAAGAACAACAGGCACAAAAACAUAAAGUUUCAGAUGCAAGUUUGUCCUCAUCGUCUCAAGAUUCAGUUUUUCCUCCCGGAGAAACUGAGAAGGCUCCUGCUCCUAUGAUCUCCACUACCAGUAGUGAAUUAACUCAAUUAGAGCAUGCAUUAGAGGAGGGACAUGAUGAGACGGCCUUGCAGAAGUUUGUAGCCCUCAAGCUGUUGGAGGAAUUAGGUAAAGAUGACAAGAUUUUAGAAAACUGUGUCAAUACUGAUGAUUAUAAGGAGACGCUGCUCAUUGUGGAGUUGGUGAUACGGCGACUGGCGAUGGAGCUAAGGGAAAGUUCUCGUUCUGGGCAAAUUUGUGAAUUCUCACAAACCAUCGUGUUUGCUCUCGGCUUUCUCGGCACCAUUGUGGAAACUGCAGGCAGCGUUGGGUUCCUUGCUGAGGUGGCCGGUGCUGGAGCGUCUCCUGGAACAACACAUAAGAAGAAGAAUUCAUCAUUAUCGUCAUCACCUCUUUCAAAUUUGGAAGGAGAGAAAGAUGAUGACGGAUUUUGGACCGAGUUACAACGUUUCACUCCCCACUUGAGGAUGAUUGCAGAUUCGAAUGAUUUGGGACUUGUUAAUUUAGGAAUCCCACCCAUGGCCGAGAAUAUUUUAAUUAGUAUCUUGUCCUGCGGACAGGAGGGAACUUUGGGCAAGAGUGGUGGUAAGGCCCGCGAGGUGAUAUCUCACUUGCAAAAGGCUCUCAAGGACGUGGCCAACCCAAUGCUUCCCAUCAAAGGACAUGGGCUUUUGCAAUUAAGAAGACUCCUUGAAUCCAAGGAUCCAGAAACGUUGAGCAGUGACUCCUUACUUUUGCAAAUUUUCCACGCCGAGUUGAAUAACGAUGACUCGUACGUUUACCUCAUGGCCAUUCAAGGACUUGCCACUUUGGGAUUGAAAUUUCAUAAAAUUGUCAUCCCGAUCCUAAUCCAGGAGUACAACAAUGUGAUUAAUCCAGCAACGGAUGACACUGAUCAUGGGGAAGGAGGCGACCGGAGAAAGUUGUUCAAGGCGAUGACGGAGAGUGAGAGUAUCGAGUAUCGAAUGAAAGUGGGGGAGGUUUUAGUGAAAGUCACCCAGCAGCUGGGCGACAUUGCUCCAAUCUACAGAGUGGCCCUCACCAACCUCUUGUUCCGCAUUGUUCGCGACAACGAGCCCCUAAUUAGAGCCUCCGCUCUCUCAAAUCUCGGAGAACUGUGCCAUUUACUCAAAUUCUCCCUGGGCGUCAUUCUCACCGAGGUUUGGUACAAUGUGGAUGCGAUUUUGAGCUGUGAGAAAAACAUUCAUGUUCGACGCGCUGCCCUUCAUCUGCUGGUGCUCUUGUUGAAGGGGGUGGAGAAAGAGUUUGGUUCACAUCACUUAUUAACGGACGUGCAGCUGGGGGGUUACUUACGUGACGCCAGACGCCUGCUGACCAGGACGGAACAAAGGGAGUCAGACCCCGUCGCACGAACUCAUGCUCAACUGGCUUUGCAAGAAUUGGAACUCAUUGUCAAGAAACUUUUACUCCCAACACAGGAAGUUUCGUACAAAAUCAAAGUUUUAGAUUCACUCGAGUAAACCCAUUGUGAUGAGCAAAAUAUAUGUUGUUUUUUUCUGUGCGAGGUUUGUCAAUUAUUCCAUAAAUAGGUUUAUUGUACGUAUGCAUAAAUAUGUACAUAUAUAAUAUUAAGAAUAUAAGGGCACAGUUUUAUGUAGUCAUUCAGUAUGUUGUUUGCCUGUCUUGCAUCUUUAUAUGUGUAACACAUGAAAUAUAAGUUAUUGUGACUCAUCGGUGUUAAUAAACUCCUCGGUAUCGUCUUUCAAAGCUAUAAAAGAGUCA